This is a messenger RNA of Chelonia mydas (Green sea turtle), 7999 nucleotides long. RefSeq names its product ADAM metallopeptidase with thrombospondin type 1 motif 15 (gene ADAMTS15). Gene Ontology annotation, biological process: proteolysis; extracellular matrix organization. NCBI's taxonomy places the organism in Eukaryota, Metazoa, Chordata, Testudines, Cheloniidae. The record is from RefSeq and is a predicted model, not a curated record. Bases 734 to 3601 code for a protein of 955 amino acids. The transcript has 8 exons. Gene Ontology annotation, molecular function: zinc ion binding; metalloendopeptidase activity.
AGCGAGUCCUCUUACAUAACAUGCCCUUGGCACUUCUUCUUGAGCUGUCAACACUUUGGGAGGGUCAGAACACUAAGAUCUCGUCUCAAAGCAGCCACAAACAAACACAAUAAUAAAGAAGGACAACAGACACAGGGAAGCCAGGACUUUAAUCAAAAACAAACCCCCCAAAACAAAUAAAAAAAAAAACAACCAAAAACAUCAAAGCUGCCAAAACAACCCCAAAGUGGAACAAAGUGCAAACCAGCUGCAGGGGAGGAGAAGGGGAGCAAAGACCAAGAAUAACACCAGCGCACCAGCAACUCCUUGCAGUUUUGUAACGAGCUGCUCUGGCUCUUUAAAAACUUGCAGCCCUGUGCAGUGAUAAUAGUAUUUGGAGAGCUACAAGUGGCUGAGGGCAGGUCCAAUAAGCGCCCUCAGCACCUCCCCCCCAAGAACUCUGGUUACAAAUCCUCGCUCUUUUGCCCAUGACAGAAAUGUAUAUAAACCCCCAGAAAAGCAGAUGCACUUGAAAAGACAGGUACGGGGGGCGCGGGCUGGGUAGCCCCUCCAAGGGCGCUGGAGUUGGCGAGGCUGGUGCUGACAAGAGCGCGCUCCUGGGGGUUCCCGACAGCUGGAUUACCGGUGCGAGCGGCCUUGGGGGCAGGUUGUGAUUGUUUCUUUCCCCCCCUCGCACGCCUGGGUCAGGCUGCCGCUCUGAAACUGACCACCCCUUUCGGCAGCGCCCGGGAUCAUGCUGCGGCUGCUGGGCAUCUUUGGGCUGUGCCUAGCUGUCCUGCCCUCGCUCGGCUCCCCCCUGGAGAGCGAGAUCGUGACCCCGCUCCGCUUAGACCCGGACAUCAACGGCCGGCACUAUUUCAAAAGGGGCCCGGAGGAGCCCAGCCCCCAGGGGGUGAUUUUCCAGAUCUCCGCUUUCCAGGAGGAUUUCUACUUGAACCUGACUCCGGACGCGCAGUUCAUUGCGCCCGCCUUCGCCAUCCACUACCUGGGCGCAUCCCCCAGCGCGGCCAGGGAGCGCCCCGACCUCAGGCACUGCUUCUACUCCGGGGAUGUCAACUCCGACCGGGAAUCCUUCGCCGCCCUCAGCCUCUGCGGGGGGCUCCGGGGGGCUUUCGGGUACCGCGGGGCUGAAUAUCUCAUCAGCCCGCUCCGGCCCGACAGCGGGAACGGGGCGCGGAGGAACAGCCAGGGCGAGCACCUCUUGCAGCGCAGGGGCGCGCCCAUCCAAGCCGGAGACCCCACCUCCAGGUGCGGCGUGGGCUCCAGCUUGAACCCGGCCAUCCUGCAAGCGCUGGAGAAGUACAAAGGCUCCCAGCCGCCGCGGAAGAAGCAGCUGAACGAGACCAGGCUGCCCAGGAAGAGCGGCCGCUCCAAGCGCUUCGUCUCCAUCCCCCGCUACGUGGAGACGCUGGUGGUGGCCGACGAGUCCAUGGUGAAGUUCCACGGGGCGGACUUGCAGCAUUAUCUGCUCACCCUCCUGGCCACGGCGGCCAGGCUGUACAAGCACCCCAGCAUCCUCAACCCCAUCAGCCUGGCCGUGGUCAAGUUCCUGGUGAUCGGCCAAGACGACAAGGGGCCCAAGGUCACCGGGAACGCGGCGCUCACCCUGCGGAACUUCUGCGCCUGGCAGAAGAAGUGGAACAAAGUGAGCGACAAGCACCCCGAGUACUGGGACACCGCCAUCCUCUUCACCAAGCAGGAUUUGUGCGGCGCCACCACCUGCGACACCCUGGGGAUGGCCGACGUUGGCACCAUGUGUGACCCCAAGCGCAGCUGCUCGGUCAUCGAGGACGACGGGCUGCCAUCUGCCUUCACCACGGCUCACGAGCUGGGGCACGUGUUCAACAUGCCCCACGACAACGUGAAGGUCUGCGAGGAAGUCUUCGGCAGGUUGAAGACCAACCACAUGAUGUCACCCACGCUCAUACAGAUCGAUCGCGCCAACCCCUGGUCGGCCUGCAGUGCCGCCAUAAUCACCGACUUCCUGGAUAGUGGGCACGGGGACUGCCUGCUGGAUCAGCCCAUCAAGCCCAUCUCGCUGCCGGAGGACCUCCCUGGGGCCAGCUACAACCUCAACCAGCAGUGCGAACUGGCCUUUGGCCUCGGCUCCAAACCCUGCCCCUACAUGCAACACUGCACCAAGCUCUGGUGCACGGGGAAAGCCCGAGGUCAGAUUGUUUGCCAGACGCGCCACUUCCCCUGGGCUGAUGGCACCAGCUGCGGGGAGGGGAGGUUCUGCCUGAAAGGCGCGUGUGUCGAGAGGCAUAACAUCAGUAAGUACAGGGUGGAUGGCAGCUGGGGGAAGUGGACCCCGUACGGCCAGUGCUCUCGGACCUGCGGUGGGGGAGUCCAGCUAGCCAAGCGCGAGUGCAACAGCCCAGCGCCUGCCAACGGAGGGAAGUACUGCGAAGGUGUCCGGGUCAAGUACCGCUCCUGUAACCUCGACCUUUGUUCCGAGUCAGGGCUAGGAAAGAGUUUCCGAGAGGAGCAGUGCGAGGCUUUCAACGGCUACAACCAUAGCACCAACCGGCUCACCGCCACUGUUUCUUGGGUCCCGAAGUACUCGGGAGUCUCGCCUCGGGACAAAUGCAAGCUCAUCUGCAGAGCUAAUGGCACGGGUUACUUCUACGUAUUGGCUCCUAAGGUUGUGGACGGCACUCCCUGCGCGCCCGACUCCACCUCGGUCUGCGUCCAGGGCAAAUGCAUCAAAGCGGGAUGUGACGGCAAGUUGGGCUCCAAGAAGAAGUUUGACAAGUGCAGCGUGUGUGGAGGAGACAACAAGAGCUGCAAGAAGGUCUCGGGCUUGUUCACCAAACCCAUGCACGGCUACAACUUUGUGGUGAUCAUCCCAGCAGGAGCCUCCAGCAUUGACAUCAGGCAGCGGGGCUACAAGGGCCUCAUCAGCGACGACAACUACCUAGCUCUGAAGAACGGCCAAGGCAAGUAUCUGCUGAACGGGCACUUCAUCGUCUCGGCUGUGGAGAGGGACCUGAUGGUGAAGGGCAGCGUGCUGCGGUACAGUGGGACGGGCACGGCAGUGGAAAGCCUCCAGGCCUUCAAGCCCAUCCAGGAGCCGCUGACCGUGGAGGUGCUGUCAGUGGGGAAGAUGACCCCACCACGCGUGCGCUACUCCUUCUACCUGCCUAAGGAGAGCAAAGACGACAAGUCCUCUUACCGGAAAGAUGGGAAAAGCCCGCCCGUGCUUAACAACAACGUCCUGAGCGUGUCCAACCGCUUGGAUCCGGGCAGGCCGAAUUACAAACGCGUGUCCUACAAGUGGGCGGCUGGUGGUUGGGAGGCCUGUUCCGUCUCCUGCGGCAACGGGCUGCAGAAGCGCUCCGUGCACUGUCGCGACUCCUACGGCCAACUGGCCUCCGCGUGCGACGCCGCCCAGCAGCCCGUCGAUGUCAGGAUAUGUGGCGACCCCUGCCCCACGUGGGAGGUGAGCCCCUGGUCCCCCUGCUCCAAAACCUGCGGCCGGGGCUUCAAGAGGCGCCUGCUGAAAUGCACGGCACGGGCCGGCCAGCUCUUGCCUCGGGAUCGCUGCAACCUCAGGAAGAAGCCUCAGGAGCUGGAUUUCUGCACCCUGAGGCCGUGCUGACCCUGUGGGUGCUGCUUCCAAAGAAGGCCUGGUGUCUCUCUGGCUGGAGAUUAAUGGCUGAAGGCUGAACAGCAGCUGGGGGGAGGGAGAGGGGGAGCUGUCUGAGGUGAGGGGUCUGUUACAUAGGGCAUAUCAGCAGACAAAAGGACUUGUACGCAGGGCGAGAGCGUGCCCACGUGAGAGGGGUGUUAUAGAACAGGUUGCUCAGAGAUGAAGUAAAAUAAACAUCUACCUCGAAGCUGCCAAACUGUCCAGGCUCCCUCCCCAUCCAGAGGAUGCUAUGGGCGUGGUAGGAACAGGAUCGGUCUCUGGGGACUGCUCUCCGGGAUCGAACAAAACAUCAAGGACAACAAGAGUGUGUUUCUGUAUCGCCAUGGCCAGCCUCCCUCAAGGCUUCAAAGGGUCACGCCCCAACCCCUGAAACACUAGUGCUAGAUGGGACCAAAAGGAAUUACCAUUGCAAGGAUGACAAACUAUACUGCUUAACGACCGGUGCAAUAAAGUGCUGGGGUCUAUUACGAACCGAUGCCUUCAGGGCUUGCUAGCAAUGACUCCGCAGCCGAUGUGUUGCUGCUCUCCAGACCUGUGCAGCAGCGUUGUCAUGCAGGGCUGUACGCCGGCCACUGAUCGGCGGCUUUUGCUUUUCAUGUGUAUGGACCGAACAACGUAGAUUCUUAUGGUGCUUAAUAUCCAUAUUUUUAUUCUCCUUCCUCGUGGUUUACGCAAACCCUGCGGACCUGGGGUAAUUUUGUCAUUUCCAUUGGAUCCUCUCAGAAGACUAUGCCUCUUUAUAUGGUGCUUUGAGAAGGGUGUGUGAAGGGGCAGUGUACCCCUAAUACAGCGUGGGUAUGUAUUUUAAAGAAACCUCUUUUGGCCAGAUACCAUUUUACACUUAGGUCCCUUUUUGCUGUGCAAAUAGUGUAAAGGUGCCUUAAAACGAGCAUAAAUUGCAUUCCCGUGACCCCUUUACGCGGCUGAAGCUUAAAGGGAUCUCGGUGUACGUGAAAAUAUGGCCGCAAUUCUAGGAGGUACUGCACAAUCGUGCCCCACCACAGUGCUUCCUGUUGGAAGAAUGAGACACGCUGCCAAGAGCAUUGUAUGCGUGACUGCCAUGGGUGGCAAAUACUGAGUCUUUUCUCAAAAUGGUGCUCCGUGUAUGUCACUAACUGUCACUCCGUGCCCAGUACUCGCACUAUCCUCCACUCUCUUCUCCUAACGUCUUUGUUCAGGGUUAUUUCUUAGGGCUUGUCUACACUAUCGCGCGGGGUCGAUCAUGAAUAGCGUAGCUGAAGUCGACGUACUUAGAUCGACUUACCACGGUAUCUUAACUGCGGUAAGUCAACAGCUGACGCUCUCCAGUCAACUCCGCUGGCACUCUUGGUUCUGGUGGAGUAUGGGAGUUGACGGGAGUCGAUUUAUCAUGUCUAUACUAGACGCGAUAAAUCGACCCCCGCUGGAUUGAUCGCUGCCCACCAAUCUGGCGGGUAGUGUAGACAAGCCCUCAAAAACACAGAGCUCUUCGGUGCUGAAAUAUAAAAGAAACGGGGACUAACUCUCCUUCCAGCAGAUGUUUGUAUGGGCCUUUCUGGCCUUCAGAUAUAUGCCACGUACCCUGCUUAAGCCCAUCCCUAUGUUUAUGGGUGUGUCUAUCCUGCAAUUGAGGCGCGUGAUUACAUCUUGUGCAGACAUACUUGAGCUAGCUUUAAUCUAGCGAGCUCAGGUCCCUGAGCAGAGACGUUGUAGUCAUGCAUGCUUCAGCCCAGGCUAGCCUCAGAGGGGCCCAGGAAGGUUUGGACAACCUUUGCUGAAGUACAAGCCAGCAGUUUCAUUUCUCCAGGACCCAGAUUAGAUAGAUUGAAGGUACCUUGGGUAGGUCAACUCAAACUAUAAUCACACCCUGCGAUUGCAGUGUAGACAGACCCUAAGUCUGCAAGUGUUCCCGCUGGCAUCAAGGGGAGAACUCACAGGCUUAAAGUGAGGCAUACGCUUGCUGAAUUGGGGCCCCCGUGGCCCAAUUUCCCCACCUGUUCAAUGGGGAUCAUGAUACUUGCUCAUUUUUUGCAAAGCUCUUUGAGAUCUUAGCAUGGAAGAUACCAGAGCAGGGGAAAGUAUUUUUUAUUAUUGGCCCUUGGCUGGGUUGCAACUCAGGCACUGAACCGAAGACCAACUGCCUUCCACUGCCAGAGAACGGCAGCUAGCUGUAGACCCCCCCCCCCCCACUCUAAAGUACAUGAGCAACUCAUAUGCAGAUGUUGCUUGGCAAUGGGCUAAUUGUCCAUUCCUGCCCUUCUAUGGGGCUCCUCGUGGCUCCAUCAUAGCCUGUCUUACCCACAUGCUCCCUUCCAGCCAGCCCACUGGAUAUACUUUGAUAGGACACUCUUCCAGAGUGAGCUUGCCUUCAGGAGCCCACCUCUCAAGUGUGGGCCCAUAACAGAACAGCUCAAACAAGAGAUUUGGAUGCCUGUCUUACACACAAAGUGCUGCACUGCGCAUCUGCAUCUGUUGGAUGUUCUGUCCAAGCUUUGCCCAUGGAUCAUUCUCCAGCCCCAAAGCCCUAUAUUAUCAAGAGGAUUCCCUCUGAUGUUGUGAGGCCAGCAACAGUAGUUCAGGAAUGUCUUCUGGGGCAGCUUCUCCACCCUACGGGGAAGAUGAUUCUUCCUUGUCCCACUGAAGCAAGUAGGAAUUUUGGCAUAGACUUGCAUGGGACGGGACUGGGCCCAUAGAUCUCUGGGCUUCAGAAUAACCCCAACUGGAAAUUCAACAGAAUUCUGAUUUUUGAUUACAAAGGGCAUUAACCACACCUAAUGCUGGAUUUCAGAUCAAGGAACUAUAGCACUGGGAUUAUAGAUGGUUCUUCGAUGGCAAAACCCCUUUCUGAUGGAUAGAUUUAGGGCUUCUGGGCUGGAUCCUCCUCUGGUGUAAAUCAGUAUAGCUCUGUUGCCUUAAUUACGCCAUUGACUUUGAUAGAGCUACACCAACUCUCUCUCCCCACCAUCCUUCACAGAUGCUGUGCAGAAUGGGUGAUGGGGUUUGUUGUUACCUAACUCCAGCUGUGGGUCAGCACUGCACCUCAUCCUCUUUAAAGGCCACAGUUAACAGAAUCAAGCCAUGCCCAGUCUCCAGGACAAAUCAGCUCCUGCGUGUUCACUUCACUUUUCUUCCCAGUGGUGAGUGAUCAAUGUGCAUUGAUAAGAUAGAGUCAAUGCUCAGCAUUCCCAUAAUCUCUCAUGAUAUAACAUUGGUAUCAGCAUAGGGGAGAGAGAACUUGGACUGGUUGGUUACUGGUUACAGAAGAGAAACAAUAUGUUUUAGUGAGAGAGGAUCAGGAGAAAGGAAACUAAAUCCCAUUGGGCAAGCAGUUAUCAGGGUAGUCAAAGAGUUCUGCACUAGCCCAGUGCUUCUCAAGCUAUGUGAUGUGGGGGGGACCGGCAAUUUUUUUUCCCCAAUGUGCGCGCAGACCAGCAGCCGAUGGCUGUUGGACCGGCACCGGUCCGCGGACCACCACUUUGAGUAGCGCUGCACUAGGCCAUACUGGACCAGGCCCUAGAUUAUACAGUGUCUGUAUGUAACACUUCUACAUUACCUCUUUCCCUGUCUCAGAGUCCACUCCCUCCACAUCCUUAGGAAUAUACAUGACAUUUAUUGGUGGGGUUUCUGUGUCUAGCACAGCUGAACCCCCUACCGCUUCCAGUUGUGCGGCUGGUCCUGAGGGGCUGCCCUUUGUGUCUUUCCAUUGAAAGAAUUGGUUCCCAACACCAUCAAGAAUUGUCAGUCGUGGGGGGCAGGGGUGGGGGGUUGGGUUUGUUUUGUUUUUUUGUGGUUCUUUUGCAAAAUGUAUGGCAGAAGGACAGAAAUGCCUAUUGUACUGGCUGCUUUGUGUAUACCAUGUAUACUGUACAUCAGUCUUUGCUGUUUGUGCAUUGAUAGCAAACCUGAAAUAAAGUGGUAUUUAAAAGUUUCAUCUGAUUCUUUGGGGGUAUGGGUCCGUGCAUUCUGCCUACUUGGGAGCAGAAACUGGCCAUACUCUCAGCCUAACCCUACUAGGGUUAGACUUUUAUUCCAUACGGGUGUAGUCUUCACACAUGUUAACUGGUCAAGGUACACCCUAAAGAGCCUAAAGUUUAUGGUAAGGAGCUAGCAUGUAUCAAACAACAAGCUUGGCUUACCUACAUGGAGGCUGGCAGAAUGAAAUUUGUUUUUAAAUAUAAUUUCAGAUAUACUGAUGUUUAAAAUAAAAAAUUAAAAAAAAAAGGUUAAAACAAUCAAUUUAUGUGUUCACAGUUGUGUGAGGGGCGGGUCAGACAAUCUGACAGUAGAGAUUCAAGAAGUUAGCGCUUUAUAACUGUUAAAACAGAGUUUACAGUGGAGCACCUCUGAGGCCAGGCUGAUGUGAUGGAC